AUGGCCGAUCAAACGCAGAAGGUAUAUAGGGCUUGGCCGAGUGACCCUCCCACAUACCACCAAGCGUGCUCAGGCUCGUCCAAUAUCACGCAAAGUCGGAAAUGGAACUAUUCUCUUUUCGACUGUUGUUCCCCAGGGACACUCUGUGAGUCUCUACGGGCCCAUGAACCCCAAGUGCGCCGGUCUAACAAGAUCCAGGUCUCACAAGCUGCUGUCUACCUUGCCUUACAUAUGGCAAAACACAAGCGAGAAUCACAGAUCCAAAGCUACAAAACUUUAGCUAUGUCAACGGCUCCCUUCGGUGCCGUGCAGUGGAUCAUGCAAACCAUCACUCGUGGUGAGAUGCGGCAACAAUAUGGCAUUGAGGGCUCUUGUUGUGGUGAUUGCUGCGUGUCGACAUUCUGCGGCUGCUGUGCUCUCAUUCAAGAGGAGAAGGAGGCAGAGCUUCGAUCUCGACCUGAGCUUGUUGGCUACCAGAAACCAGCAGGAAUGGCCAUUCCUUAA
Molecule: messenger RNA, 504 nt
Organism: Penicillium cosmopolitanum
Lineage: Eukaryota; Fungi; Ascomycota; Eurotiomycetes; Eurotiales; Aspergillaceae
Product: PLAC8 family protein
Exons: 2
Coding region: 1-504 (167 amino acids)
Source: RefSeq, a predicted model, not a curated record